GCAGGUUUGUGUGUUGUUAAACAGGAAACGUUGAGAGGCGUUAGCAAUUAGCCUGUUGGCUACCACCACUACACACAGAAACUAAAACACAGCAAAGCAGUUAUCUGAAGAGGGAAUAAAGAGUAUCGUCUGCCCGGUUUAUUGGUUUUAUCGGUGCGACCGACAUGUCAGAGACGUACGAUUUUCUGUUUAAGUUCCUGGUGAUUGGCAGCGCUGGGACUGGAAAAUCAUGCCUCCUUCACCAGUUCAUAGAGAACAAGUUCAAACAGGACUCUAACCACACCAUCGGCGUCGAGUUUGGCUCCAGGGUUGUCAACGUUGGCGGAAAAACGGUCAAACUGCAGAUCUGGGACACGGCUGGGCAGGAGCGCUUCAGGUCAGUGACCCGCAGUUACUACCGUGGUGCAGCAGGGGCUCUUCUCGUUUAUGACAUCACAAGUCGGGAAACCUACAAUGCUCUAACUAACUGGCUGACGGACGCACGGACGCUGGCCAGCCCCAACAUCGUCAUCAUCCUGUGCGGGAAUAAGAAGGAUCUGGAUGCGGACCGUGAGGUCACCUUCCUAGAGGCGUCUCGUUUUGCCCAGGAGAACGAGCUGAUGUUUUUGGAGACGAGUGCUUUGACUGGGGAGAACGUAGAGGAAGCCUUUCUCAAAUGUGCUCGCAACAUCCUCAACAAGAUUGAGUCAGGCGAGUUGGACCCGGAGCGGAUGGGUUCUGGGAUCCAGUACGGUGACGCGUCCCUGCGGCAGCUCAGACAGCCCCGGGGCUCUGCCGCACAGACCAAGCAGCAGUGUAACUGUUAGGGGCCUGGACACCCUGACCGAUACUUGUCAUCAGACCAUACACACACAACCUCCCCCCUCAGCUCCGGGUGUCUCUGGGUUUGUACGCCCCCACCCCCAAAUGUGACCCUUCCACACCCAGACACAUCUGGAUCAUUUGUUAUGAAGUCCAUCUGCAACCUUUGACCUCUGACCUCAGAAAGCUGUUCACCUAGGACAGAUCUCCCUGGCUGCCUAGCGAGGGCCACGGGCAGUAGAGGUGAAUCC
Rhinichthys klamathensis goyatoka is the source of this 1052-nucleotide messenger RNA. It is a transcript of the gene rab4b, whose product is annotated as RAB4B, member RAS oncogene family. NCBI's taxonomy places the organism in Eukaryota, Metazoa, Chordata, Actinopteri, Cypriniformes, Leuciscidae. The record is from RefSeq and is a predicted model, not a curated record. The transcript is spliced from 8 exons. Gene Ontology annotation, cellular component: endosome. Gene Ontology annotation, biological process: Rab protein signal transduction; regulation of endocytosis. Bases 165 to 806 code for a protein of 213 amino acids. Gene Ontology annotation, molecular function: GTP binding; GTPase activity.